Messenger RNA from Manduca sexta (tobacco hornworm), 1042 nucleotides. RefSeq lists its product as uncharacterized. The coding region runs from base 273 to 965 and encodes 230 amino acids. The transcript has a single exon. The record is from RefSeq and is a predicted model, not a curated record. NCBI's taxonomy places the organism in Eukaryota, Metazoa, Arthropoda, Insecta, Lepidoptera, Sphingidae.
AUAAUAUAUAUGGAAAGUCUACAACCCCGACAACGAAAAUUGACUAUUUCCGGUUGCUAUGUUUGAAAUUGUCAGUAAUGGCAACCAUAGUAUGAAAUUUAUAUUUACUUUCGAUAUAAAUUAGACGAAUAUGGAAAAUAAUUAUAAAUAGAAUAACAGCGACUGAAGCAGCAAACGGAAGAAAAUGUGUCGAUAUCGGUUAUUGCCAUGAAAUCCACUAAACUGACUAUUCAAUAUUUCUAGGAUUGUUUAAUCUUGUUCACAGAGCGCCAAUGUCUCGCAUAGCACAAAAACUAUGCGACGAGAUAGUUGAACCAGCUUUGAAUCCAUCUCGCACGAACACUUCCGCAGUAAAUUCAAAUAAGUAUUUCUAUAAUUCAGCUAAACAAGAACCGAAAACUACUAGAUCUGUCGUCAUCGAGAAAAGGAAAGUUAUAAACAAAUUAUUACCAUAUGAAUCAGGGACUAGAAGAAAUGUUAAAACAAUACAUUCAAAAGACACUGUUUUAAGAAAAAAAUACGUUGACGUGGGAUCAAACACGUAUAUAACAGGGCCCUUGAGGUGCGACAAUAACUGCGUGACACUAGUACGCAGACGAGAAACUCGCUGCAGCUGCAAGAUUCCGCAAAAACGAACAACUAAAGCAAACGUCAAACAAAUACAGACCCUUGGUUGGAAGAAUUAUGCAUUUACGGAUAAAGCUUGCGCGCGAUGCAUAGAGACUGUUAACUGUGGCACUCAAUUCUACGAUGCAUAUUGUAAUGAAACUAGAGUUCCGAAGACGAGCAGGAAUACAGUGCCGACCGUCAGAGACAUAAAACCAUGGUCAAUCAUGCAGGAGUCUCCUAAUGUGAGAAGAGAAUUGUCAAACACUAUAAACCGGCCGACAAAUCUAAGCCAUUAUUACAUGGGUGGCAAGCGAUGGGCAUUAUCACAAUACCCGACGAGAGGUCCAGAUUUUUAAUAAAUUAGUACUCUUGCAAAAACCACAAUAGUUGCUCAUUAUUUUAAUAAUAAUAAAAAUCUCAUCAAGUGUAUAAU